Molecule: messenger RNA, 6713 nt
Organism: Prionailurus viverrinus (fishing cat)
Lineage: Eukaryota; Metazoa; Chordata; Mammalia; Carnivora; Felidae
Gene: ZC3H4
Product: zinc finger CCCH-type containing 4
Exons: 15
Coding region: 425-4339 (1304 amino acids)
Biological process (GO): negative regulation of DNA-templated transcription
Cellular component (GO): nucleus
Molecular function (GO): RNA binding; metal ion binding
Source: RefSeq, a predicted model, not a curated record
CGGCUCCUCCAGGCCGGGCCGCCAUUUUGUGUGAAUUUCUGACUGCGGCGGGGGCCGAGCAGCCGGGGCACCUAGGGCGGGCAGACAGACAAGACAGUCGGCCCGUCUCCGCGGCCCGUUUCCUCCCUCCCUAAAAUCCUUUUUUUUAACCCCCCCUCGCUCGCUCUCCUCUUCUCCCCUCCCCCCUCGCUUGCUCCAUCGCGCGCGGCCCGCGCUAAUUACACCCAACCACCCACCAGUGUCCGUGUCUCCCGGGUCCCCCACCUCCGGGCCCGCGGGGGAGGUGUGUGUGGGGGCUCUCGCCCCGAUGAGGGCCCCGCGCCCGUGAGCGAGUGACCCCGGGGGCGGGCUGCGGAGAAAGGCGGCGAGCGGCCCGCCGAGGCCUAGGCCGCGCGGCCUACGCGGAGGUCGGCGCAGAGGAACUAUGGAGGCCGCGCCCGGGACCCCCCCGCCGCCACCAUCAGAGUCGCCGCAGCCGCCAUCGCCGCCGCCGCCAUCAACGCCUUCGCCUCCUCCGUGUUCCCCCGACGCCUGCCCGGCCACCCCGCACCUCCUCCACCACCGCCUCCCGCUCCCUGACGACAGGGAAGAUGGUGAGUUGGAAGAAGGUGAACUGGAGGAUGAUGGGGCCGAGGAGACCCAGGACACCUCCGGAGGGCCCGAGAGGAGCCGGAAGGAAAAGGGGGAGAAGCACCAUAGCGAUUCGGACGAGGAGAAGUCUCACCGGAGACUGAAGCGGAAGCGGAAGAAAGAGAGGGAGAAGGAGAAGAGGAGGUCGAAGAAGAGGAGGAAAUCCAAGCACAAACGCCACGCUUCUUCCAGUGAUGACUUCUCGGACUUUUCAGAUGACUCGGAUUUCAGCCCCAGCGAGAAGGGGCACCGCAAGUACAGAGAGUACAGCCCCCCGUAUGCACCGUCCCACCAGCAGUACCCCCCGUCGCACACUACGUCCCUGCCCAAGAAGGCCUACUCCAAGAUGGACAGCAAAGGCUACGGCAUGUACGAAGACUACGAGAACGAGCAGUACGGGGAGUACGAGGGCGACGAGGAGGAGGAUAUGGGCAAGGAGGACUACGACGACUUCGCCAAAGAGCUGAACCAGUACCGGCGCGCCAAGGAGGGCAGCGGCCGGGGCCGAGGCAGCCGAGGCCGUGGCAGGGGCUACCGGGGCCGAGGCAGCCGCGGAGGAUCUCGAGGCCGAGGCAUGGGCAGGGGCAGCCGUGGAAGGGGCAGGGGCUCCGUGGGAGACCACCCGGAGGACGAAGAAGACUUCUACGAGGAAGAGAUGGAAUAUGGAGAAAGUGAGGAGCCGAUGGGAGAUGAGGACUAUGACGAGUACUCCAAGGAACUGAGCCAGUACCGCCGGUCCAAAGAUAGCCGAGGACGAGGGUUAAAUCGAGGCCGUGGCCGGGGUUCCCGAGGUCGAGGGAAAGGGAUGGGCCGGGGUCGCGGCCGAGGUGGCAGCCGAGGAGGGAUGAACAAGGGCGGAAUGAAUGACGACGAAGACUUCUAUGACGAGGACAUGGGCGAUGGUGGCGGGAGCUACCGGAGGAGCGACCAUGACAAGCCCCACCAGCAGUCCGACAAGAAAGGCAAAGUCAUCUGCAAAUACUUCGUGGAGGGGCGGUGUACGUGGGGAGACCACUGUAAUUUUAGCCACGACAUCGAGCUACCAAAGAAGCGCGAGCUGUGCAAAUUUUACAUCACCGGCUUUUGUGCCAGAGCCGAGAACUGCCCCUACAUGCACGGUGAUUUCCCAUGUAAGUUGUACCACACGACGGGGAACUGCAUCAACGGGGACGACUGCAUGUUCUCCCACGACCCCCUGACCGAGGAGACGAGAGAGCUCUUGGAUAAGAUGUUGGCUGAUGACGCAGAGGCGGGCGCUGAGGACGAGAAGGAAGUGGAGGAACUGAAGAAGCAGGGCAUCAACCCCCUGCCCAAACCCCCCCCUGGUGUGGGCCUCCUGCCCACCCCUCCUCGGCCCCCCGGCCCCCCGGCCCCGACCUCUCCCAACGGCAGGCCCAUGCAGGGCGGCCCCCCGCCCCCGCCCCCACCUCCCCCUCCGCCUCCCGGGCCCCCCCAGAUGCCCAUGCCUGUGCACGAGCCGCUGUCCCCACAGCAGCUGCAGCAGCAGCAGGACAUGUACAACAAGAAGAUCCCCUCCUUGUUUGAGAUCGUGGUGCGGCCCACAGGACAGCUGGCUGAGAAGCUGGGCGUGAGGUUCCCUGGACCCGGAGGACCCCCGGGGCCAAUGGGCCCCGGGCCCAACAUGGGCCCCCCGGGGCCCAUGGGGGGCCCAAUGCAUCCCGACAUGCAUCCCGACAUGCACCCGGACAUGCACCCUGAUAUGCACCCCGACAUGCACCCCGACAUGCCGAUGGGUCCUGGCAUGAACCCUGGCCCGCCCAUGGGCCCCGGUGGCCCCCCAAUGAUGCCCUAUGGUCCUGGAGACUCCCCACACUCUGGAAUGAUGCCCCCCAUCCCGCCAUCUCAGAACUUCUAUGAAAACUUUUACCAGCAGCCCGAGGGCAUGGAGACGGAACCCGGACUCAUCGGGGACGCAGAGGACUACGGGCACUACGAAGAGCUGCCGGGGGAGCCUGGGGAGCACCUCUUCCCCGAGCACCCUCUGGAGCCCGACAGCUUCUCUGAGGGAGGGCCCCCAGGCCGGCCGAAGCCGGGCGCCGGUGUCCCCGACUUCCUGCCCUCAGCCCAGAGGGCCCUGUACCUGAGGAUCCAGCAGAAGCAGCAGGAGGAGGAGGAGAGAGCGAGGAGGCUGGCUGAGAGCAGCAAGCAGGACCGGGAGAAUGAGGAAGGUGACACCGGAAACUGGUACUCAAGUGAUGAGGAUGAGGGCGGGAGCAGCGUCACCUCCAUUCUUAAGACCCUGAGACAGCAGACGUCCAGCAGACCCCAGGCUUCCGUCGGGGACCUGAGCAACAGCGGGCUGGGGGAUCCCCGCCUCCAGAAAGGACACCCCACGGGAGGCCGGCUGGCCGACCCUCGCCUCAGCCGGGACCCCAGACUCACCCGCCAUGCCGAGGCUUCCAGCGGGUCUGGCCCAGGAGACGUGGGGCCCUCCGACCCUCGGCUGGCUCGCUCCCUGCCCAACCCAAAGCCCGAAGGCGGCCUUCAUUCCAGCCCUGCAGGCCCCAGCGGCUCCAAAGGGUCUGGACCACCCCCUGCAGAAGAGGAGGAAGGGGAGCGGGCCCUGCGGGAGAAGGCCAUGACCAUUCCCCUGGACCCUCUCCCUGGGCCCCCGUUGCGGGACCCACGGUCACAGCUGCAGCAGUUCAGCCACAUCAAGAAGGACGUGACCCUGAGCAAGCCGAGCUUCGCCCGCACUGUGCUCUGGAAUCCUGAGGACCUGAUCCCCCUGCCCAUCCCCAAGCAGGACGCGGUGCCCCCCGUCCCCGCAGCCCUGCAGUCCAUGCCCACCCUGGAUCCCAGGCUGCACCGUGGCGCUGCCACGGGACCUCCCAACCCCCGACAGCGCCUGGGCGCCUCCACAGACCCCAGCGCGUCCAGCUCCAACCUGCCCGACUUCGAGCUCCUCUCUCGCAUCCUUAAGACUGUUAAUGCCACCGGCCCCUCGGCGGCCCCUGGCUCCAGCGACAAGCCCAGUGACCCCCGGGUGCGGAAGGCACCUACCGACCCUCGGCUCCAGAAACCGGCAGACUCUGCUGCCUCCUCCCGGGCUGCCAAGCCCGGCCCCGCCGAAGCACCCUCUCCAGCCGCCAGCCCCAGCGGGGAGUCCUCCCCACCAGCCACCGCCCCCUAUGACCCCCGAGUGCUGGCUGCCGGCGGGCUGGGCCAGGGCAGCGGGGGUGGGCAGAGCAGCGUGCUGAGUGGCAUCAGCCUCUACGACCCCAGGACUCCCAACGCAGGUGGCAAAACUGCGGAGCCAGCCGCCGAUGCGGGCACCCAGCCCAAAGGCCCUGAGGGCAAUGGCAAGAGCUCGGCCGCCAAGGCCAAGGAGCCCCCAUUCGUCCGCAAGUCCGCCCUGGAACAGCCUGAGUCCGGGAAGCCCGGUGCAGACGGGGGCACUGCCACAGCCACAGACCGAUACAACAGUUACAACCGCCCCCGGCCCAAGGCCUCCGCGGCCCCCACCGCCACACCGGGUGCCCCGCCACCAGAGGGCGCCCCGCCCCAGCCUGGCGUGCACAACCUGCCCGUGCCCACCCUCUUUGGGACUGUGAAACAGACGCCCAAGACGGGCUCUGGAAGCCCAUUUGCUGGCAACAGCCCAGCCCGCGAGGGCGAGCAGGACGCGGGGUCCCUGAAAGAUGUUUUUAAAGGCUUUGACCCCACUGCCUCCCCGUUUUGCCAGUAGUGUUAAGCUGGAGUCAAGCGCUCCCCGCACCCCACCCUUCCCAGGGCAAUAUUUAAGGGUAGCAACCAGAGUUGGGAACUUGGGGGGAGGGGGGCUCUGGGUGGUUCCCCCCCCCUUUUUUUUCUCUCCCUCCCCUCUUCUCUCUUUCUUUUUUAAUAGUACUUUCUUUGCAACAUAUAAAUUGUAUAUAACCAUUUUCAGUCAGUUCUGGUCAGUGCUGCGGGGCUCCCAGGCUCCCGCCAAGGAAACCUACUUGUGCACAUGAACAGUUGGAAGUCCCCGGGGCCUCAGCCCCAGCGGGCCCUUCCUCUGGCCAGGCUCAGUUAUCAGGGACUCUCUGAAGGCUGGAGCCCCAGUCUGGUGGCUGGAGGUCCAGUGGGUUUUCUGGGCAAAGCUGGGCCCGUCCUCCUCCCCACCCGCCCCCCCCCCCCCCCAGCCCACACCCGAGGACAAAGGGAACAGUAGGUGUCAGAAGGCACUGAACGCUGCUCACCCCGUGUGAGCGAGGAGAGAUGAAGCCGAGACCGUGGGCAGACCCUGCGUCGAAGCAGGUCCAGGCAUUUCUAGAACCCCAUCCCCUCUGCAGUGGGCCGGCCCCAACGACCCGCUUCAGGGGCCCGAGGAAGGAAAGAAUUUGAAAGAAAGGCAGAGAGCCCUUGGAAGCUGUCUGAGCUGGGAGAGGCACAGCCAUUUCUGCUCCCGUCUCCUGUGGAUUCGCACACCGGCUUCCCUGCUGCCCUCCGUCCAGAGUUCGUCCUCAGACCUGUGCCCUCCGCCCACAUCAGAAGACUCCAGGGUGAGAGACGAACCUGGAGACGGCAGGGCUGGUGUGGGGCGGCAUCCCCCAAAAGCUGCCUCCAGGAGGCAGCCUCCGCAGACCGCGUGUUUUCUGUCAGUAUUAGCUCUCGUUUUGUCCCGUCGCGGCCACGCCGUCCUCCCCUCAGCCCGGGGUCUUUCCUGGUCCCCCGAAGCCAGAGCACCCAGUGUGCCGGCCCCAGCCCCUCUGGGGACAGCUCAAGGAUCCGUGGCAUGGCCGCUCCGCCAGGCUCCCGACAAGAGCCCCGGGGGGUUCUUGCAAAGUGUUUCUGUUCUCCGCUUGCUUUGAACCUCCUCCCACCGCGUCUGAUGUAGGGCCCGUGGUUUUAGUGUGUUUUUCUUCCCAGCUAACAGGUGCACGGGUUCAGAGGUAUGUCACAGUGUUGGAUCUGGGGGGCUUGAGGAAAGGGCAGGAGACUAGCCAGGGCAGGGUGGGGGGCCGCUGGGCCUUCUCUAGGAGAGAACCGGCAGGACCCCCGCUUGCAGGUGGAGGGCGUGGAACCAGAAGCCUGCAUCCUGCUCCCCUCCUCCGGCUGAGCCGGGAUGGGAGCAGAGACAUCUGCGCUGGACUCCCCCCACCUGCCCCAGGCCCCUGGCUGAGGUCCAGCCCCAUCCACAGAGCUCCAGAAAAGGCUCACCCUGUGGAUGGGACCUGGGGAGGCCGGUCCAUGGCUCCGGGGUCCUUCCUACCUGUGCAUAAGCAGGUGCUGGCCAUCUCUUGCCUUGCUCUUGUCCCAUCACCCCAACUGCCUUGCUAAAGGCCGCCAUCUCUUUCUUGCUAAUAAUGAAGAAAACUGGUGAUCCAGCCGGAGGGUUCCCCUCCCACCUCCUUGGGGUGGGAGGUGAAUGAGGCUCCUGUACCAAACCCCUCUCCCCCGGAAGAAAAACUGUCCAGUUUGGGGCCAGAAGCACGGGUGGGAAGAGGCAGCCCGCAGGGUCAGUGCGCCGUGAUCAGGUUGGUUUGGUUCGUCUCUGUCUAUUUCGUUUUGUGGUUUUUAAACAAUCAUUAGUGAGAUUUUUCUUCAGCCACCGGUGUUGGCCUUGAAGCAAAGGGCUGCAGCCCUUGAUGUUUGUGAAAUAAGUAAAGAUACACAGUGUGGCUGUGGGUUUUUUUGUUUUUUGUCUUUUUUUUCCUUCUCUCUCUCCCUCCUUUGAGAAUUUUCUUUUGUAAAAGCAAAAUUAAAUACUUUUUUAAAACCGAAAUCUGUGGAUGAAAUAGAAGCUGGAACCCUCCUCUAGGAAUAUUCAGCCUAAGAACCUCACGGGACUAUGAAUUCCCCCCAAAAUUUUCAUUUUGCCAUCAGGCCAAGCUUUUAAAAAUAAAAUGUUCUCUAACCAGGAUUGUAACAAAAGUGUAAAUAUUACUUCAGAGUUGAAAGUUGAUGGUGCAAAUAUGUAUAUAACGUACUGUAUUUUUACAAUGAUCAUCGCAUGACUGUCCCAGCUCCCUUUUUGUACUCCUCCUCUGUCUUCCAGAAAUGUCACCUGCCCUUUCUCCUGUGGUCUCUUAAUCCAAUAAUUGUAUUACUGCCAUUAAAGGAUGCAGUUAUUUUAAAAA